Cyprinodon variegatus (sheepshead minnow) is the source of this 1606-nucleotide messenger RNA. It is a transcript of the gene marchf9, whose product is annotated as membrane associated ring-CH-type finger 9. Bases 1070 to 1606 code for a protein of 178 amino acids. Gene Ontology annotation, biological process: protein ubiquitination. Gene Ontology annotation, molecular function: zinc ion binding; ubiquitin-protein transferase activity. Lineage: Eukaryota; Metazoa; Chordata; Actinopteri; Cyprinodontiformes; Cyprinodontidae. The record is from RefSeq and is a predicted model, not a curated record. The transcript is spliced from 3 exons.
CCACAGACGGCAGGGCGACGGCCGCCUCAGAGAAACACCGCGGGCUUCAUAGAUGAGGAGGAAGUUGAUGUUUGGAGAAUAACAUCCCAGUGUCUACAUCUUUAAGGAUCCGGAUCGAGGAACCGACUCAGAUACGGAUUCCAGGGAGUUCCCUCUGAAGAGGCACUUUAUUGCUGCGGGCCUGAGAUGAUGUGCUGAGGAUGGUGCUCGGCUGUUUUUACCAAGCCAGCAUGGACGGCUGCUGCUGCAUGAUUUCUGCACAUUUUGUGUGUGGAGGAAUCCUCCCUCUCACCACUAUUCUCUGGUCACGGCGCAUGGGAGGUUGGGGGAAGAGUUGACGCAAAACUGAUAUGCGAUGCUCAAUCAGAGCUUGGAAUAAAACGAAACCACAUAUAAUUGAAUUUGAAACAAUCAAAAUAAAACUUUAUGGUGUGGAGCUCAUUCCGGAGGACAAUGUGUGGGACAAAGCCUGCAGAGACAGCCAGGAAAUGAUGAAUGGCACCGCGGAGAAACAAAGGACUCCAACAUGCUGCCUACCUCCUCUGUUGUGGACUAAAGAAAACUAACAUAAAUGGCUUCAGUCAGUCAAUCGACCCCCCUUUGAGACCCAUGUUGAUUUUUUAUCAUACAGGGGGAGCAUAUUUUGAGGGAAACACAUUGGACAGCUCCUAAUUUUCAUUACCAUUUAAAACGUCCAUUGAGCCCUUCUGGACCUUUCUAUUUAGACUUUAAUGGGCUCAGGGCUCUUGUUUUCAAGCCCUGUAAUUGAAUCCUGAUAGAAAACGCCUCCAUUCAUAGAGAAAAACAACAAGCCCUCCUCAUUGGUCAGAUUGGAGUGCACAUGCUAUAACAACAGGAUAUGCAAACAGCCAUGGGCUGAUCCAACAGCCUAUCAUCUUUCGAGCAUGCCUUUAAGAUCCGGAUUUGUAGUGUUGCUGCUAUUUUUUUUAAUUCAUCAAAAUGUGAACCCUUUAAGAAGACCAGUUCUAUAGUAGCAGUAGUUAUAUUAACAGUUAUGAUGUUUUGGAGGAAAAACAAGGCUGUGCCUGUGCUGUGAAGCUGCUGAGACAUGUUGAAGUAUUGUCUUCAACUUGUUUUCAAUGAACUCAAAGUGUUGCUGCUGAUGCACUCAGAAUCAAGCGGGAGGGCUGACCCGGUCACAGGUACAGACCCACAGCAAAACAGGAUGAGAGGGUGUACCAUUGGAGGCUGUGGUUGGCCCCAGAUGAGCUGCUCCCACCAGGAUGAUGAAGAGGAGUACUACGGGUCAGCGCCCCGGCCACGUAGCCUGGCCUUUGAGGACAAAGAAGGAGCCAAAUCCCAGGGAGGACAAGAAGGAGUUCUGGAUAUGUCCUCCCUACCAAGCCUAUCUGAGAGUGGGCUGCAAGGACAGCAGUGUCGGAUCUGCUUCCAGGGGCCAGAAAAGGGGGAGCUGUUGAGCCCUUGUCGCUGUGAUGGCUCAGUGCGCUGUACUCAUCAGUCCUGCCUCAUCCGCUGGAUCAGUGAGAGGGGCUCCUGGAGCUGUGAACUCUGUUAUUUCAAGUACCAGGUCUUAGCCAUCAGCACCAAAAAUCCUCUGCAGGUUACUAAAAAGAUUUACAAUUAA